ACGCCGGACCGGUGUUAUGGCGGCGGCAGGAGGGGGCGGUGACACCUCCCGCCCGCUGGGUGGCGCCCGAGCGCGGCGGCGGCAGCGCUCCGCCGGGAGGUGCGCGAACACCGGAAGCGGAAGUGUUUACCGUCCGGGAUGGCGGCGGCGGAGGUGUCGGCGCUCGGCGGUCUGGGAGCUCCCGAUGCGGACGGCGGGGGCUCCUCGGGCUCGGAGGACGAGGCGAGGCCUGAAGCGGCGGCGGCGGCAGCGGCGGCAGCGCAGAAGCGGGAGGAGCGGCUGCGCAGGUUCCGCGAGCUCCACAUGAAGCGGAAUGAGGCUCGCAAGCUGAAUCACCAGGAAGUGGUGGAAGAAGAUAAAAGACUGAAAUUGCCAGCGAACUGGGAAGCCAAGAAAGCUCGUCUGGAGUGGCAGCUGCAGGUGGAGGAAAAGAAGAAGGAAUGUGCGGCGAGAGGAGAAGACUACGAGCGGGUGAAACUGCUGGAGAUCAGCGCUGAGGAGGCUGAGAGGUGGGAAAGGAAAAAGAAGAAGAAAAACCCAGACCUAGGAUUUUCAGAUUAUGCGGCCGCUCAGCUGCGCCAGUACCAGCGGCUGACCCGGCAGAUCAAACCCGACCUGGAGCAGUACGAGCAGAUGAAGGAGCAAUACGGAGAAGCGCUUUAUCCCACCUCCAACAGUCUCAUCCACGGGAGUCACGUGCCGUCUAAGGAAGGGAUCGAUAGAAUGGUUGCAGAUCUCGAGAAACAGAUUGAAAAGCGUGAAAAAUACAGUCGCCGACGUCCUUACAAUGACGACGCGGACAUUGACUACAUCAACGAGCGCAACGCCAAGUUCAACAAGAAGGCGGAGAGGUUCUACGGGAAGUACACGGCCGAGAUCAAACAGAACCUGGAGAGAGGAACGGCUGUCUGAGCCCUUGGCUCCUUCAGAGCUCCUACCAGCCCUUUGGUAUAUUUUGCACGCGAUUUUAUCAAUAAACUAGUUUGUAGAACUCAGUAAUUUGUAAAAUCAAUGGUAUAUUUCAUAGAAGUAAUUUGCCUACCAGCUUCAGCUGUAUAUGGCUUUGACUAGCAGGAAUAACCAGCUUGGGCAAUAUCCUGUUCUAAAUAAACACAAACUCUUUGUGCUUGGUUUAGAAUAAAGCUUGUUUCCUGGUGGA
Molecule: messenger RNA, 1159 nt
Organism: Columba livia (rock pigeon)
Lineage: Eukaryota; Metazoa; Chordata; Aves; Columbiformes; Columbidae
Gene: SYF2
Product: SYF2 pre-mRNA splicing factor
Exons: 7
Coding region: 139-912 (257 amino acids)
Cellular component (GO): post-mRNA release spliceosomal complex; Prp19 complex; catalytic step 2 spliceosome
Source: RefSeq, a predicted model, not a curated record